UUGGAGACCAACCCGGCCCAACCCAACCGCUGCACUUUAUUAUCACUCUCGCUUGCACUUUUACCCCCCAUUUCCCCGCUCCCACUCCUUCGCCGGCGGUUCAAACAAAUCGCCAUGAAGCCUGCUCCGCGCCGAUCAGGGAUCGAGAAGAAACUGUUGGUGGCGGCGGUGCUGGUGAUUGGGCUGGGGAGUUGGUUUUACGCGGAAAUUCAGCCUCAGCCGCCGCGGUUGUGUGGGUCGGAGGGUGGGCCUCCGGUGACGGCGAAGAGGAUCCGGCUUCGGGAUGGGCGGCAUCUGGCGUACGAGGAGACGGGCGUGCCGAAGGAGAGGGCGAAGUUCAAGAUUAUUUUCUGCCAUGGAUUUGCGAGUUCCCGACUAGACGGGAUCCGAGCCUCUCCUGAAAUAAUGGAAGAACUUGGAGUUUAUUUGGUGAGCUAUGACCGCGCUGGCUAUAGCGAGAGCGACCCAAACCCUAAACGGUCGCUGAGAAGUGAGGCCUCAGACAUUGAAGAGCUUGCAGAUGCCCUCAACCUGGGCUCCAGAUUUUACCUCAUGGGCUACUCCCUCGGAGGCCAUGCUGUUUGGGCUUCUAUCAAGUACAUCCCUGGAAGGCUUGCCGGAGCUGCGCUUCUUGCUCCGGUGAUAAACUACUGGUGGCCAGGCUUCCCGAAGAACCUAACUGAGGAGGUUUACAAUAAGCAGGCUUUAGGAGACCAAUGGGCGCUCAGAAUAUCACACCAUGCUCCAUGGCUGCUUCACUGGUGGAUGAAGCAGUCAUGGUUGCCCACAUCAACUGUUGUCAAGGCCACAACCCACCUUCCUAACCGCCUCGAUGAGCAGGUCCGAGAGUGGGCUGCCUCAAAUGGAAUGCUAGAGAAGAGGAAGAAACUGGCAACACAGCAAGGUAUUGAGGAGUCUUAUUACAGGGACAUGAAGGUAAUGUUCGGCAAGUGGGAGUUUGAUCCUAUGGAACUCCACAAACCACCUUUUAACGUACAUUUAUGGCAAGGCGAUGAAGACGGGCUUGUGCCCGUUACUCUGCAGCGAUAUGUAUGUCGUCGUCUUGACUGGAUUGAGUACCAUGAGCUCUCCAUGACUGGCCAUUACCUUUCUGCUGUGCCUGGCUUCGGUGAUCUUCUUCUCAAGACGUUUCUGGUUAGCUCUCUUUAGCUUGAAACAGUAAUACUUCUUGCUGGCAUUCAUGCAUGUAUCAUUUUAUAGCUAUUUAUGUACGCCGCUUAUUGAGGCUCCCCAUGCAGAUUACUGCAAAGUUCCAUGCAUAUUUUAUAUUAGAACUCUGUAUCUUAAUAUUUAUAUACAUAUAUGUUAUUGCAAUUAUUAACCUUUUAGGUUAAAA
Dendrobium catenatum is the source of this 1357-nucleotide messenger RNA. RefSeq lists its product as uncharacterized. The transcript is spliced from 5 exons. The coding region runs from base 115 to 1170 and encodes 351 amino acids. The record is from RefSeq and is a predicted model, not a curated record. NCBI's taxonomy places the organism in Eukaryota, Viridiplantae, Streptophyta, Magnoliopsida, Asparagales, Orchidaceae.